UGAACUUGUGAGGAGACUCUGAGCGGAUUACAGAGACAGCCAAGAGUUAUUAUUAUUUUUAAAAAAAAUCUGAACUCUGGAUGAAGAGUUGAAGUGAAGAUGACUCUGGAGGUGUGUGGAUGAUGGGGCGUCACUCUGGUUUUAUUUUGUAUUAUUUGUGUUUUGGACACCUGAGUGCGUGAAACAUGAUACACGGGGUGAAUGAGAUGAAGUGGAGGAGGCAGAGACGCGUCCGCGAGCCCACACCUGUCGUCUGAACUGUCGGACGGUGCCGAUGGAGAUGGAGCCGCUUUUGUUUUGGCUGUACAAGAGACGAGCGGUGGACGAGUAUCUGAGUGAUUUCGGGGUGAUCUCCAGGCUUUCCUUUGAGCUCAAUGACAGGGGGGUUUGACGGGGGGAAAGGUGGAGGGAUGGAGAAUGCCAGUCAGCUCAAACCGACGCCUGUCACCUACGGGGAGCUGUUGAACAUCUCCACCAACUACACCCAUGCCAAUUUCACGUCGAAAGCGGAGGAGAAAGACGGCAACCUGGCGUUCCAGGCGGGUCUCGCGGUGACCUUAGCCCUCAUAACUUUCGCCACGACGCUCUCCAACGCGUUCGUCAUCGCCACCAUCUACCAGUCCAGAAAGCUCCACACCCCGGCCAACUUCCUGAUCGCCUCCCUGGCCGUCACGGACCUCCUCGUGUCCAUCCUGGUGAUGCCCAUCAGCGCGCUCUACACGGUCAGCCAGACGUGGACGCUCGGGCAAGUGGUGUGCGACAUCUGGCUGUCCUCGGACAUAACGUGCUGCACCGCCUCCAUCCUCCACCUGUGCGUAAUUGCGCUGGACCGCUACUGGGCCAUCACGGACGCGGUGGAGUACUCCAAGAAGCGCACGCCGGCGCGCGCAGCGGGCAUGAUCGCCACCGCCUGGGUGAUCGCCAUCUCCAUCUCGCUGCCGCCUUUCUUCUGGCGCCAGGUGAAGGCGGAGGAGGUGACGAGCUGCAACGUGAACACCGACCACAUUUUCUACACCAUCUACUCCACCUUCGGCGCGUUCUACAUCCCCACGCUGCUGCUCAUCGCGCUCUACGGCAGGAUCUACGUGGAGGCGCGGAAGCGCAUCCUGAAGCAGUCGCACAGAAAGCCGGGGAAGAGGCUCACCUCCGCGCACCUGAUCACCAACUCCCCCGGCUCGGUGGCGUCCACCACCUCCCUGAACUACGGGACGAAUGACACCUCCUCCUGUGACACUACCUCGUCCGCGAACGUGAGCCAAGUCAAAGUCACUGUGUCCGACGCGCUGCUGGAGAAGAAGCGCAUCUCCGCCGCGCGCGAGAGGAAGGCGACCAAAACUUUGGGAAUAAUCCUGGGAGCCUACAUCAUCUGCUGGCUGCCGUUCUUCAUUUACACCCUUCUAGUGCCUGUCUGCGAGUCCUGCUUCCACCCGGAGCUAUUCGACAUCUUCACCUGGCUGGGUUACCUCAACUCGUUAAUCAACCCCAUCAUUUACACCAUGUCCAACGAGGACUUCAAACAGGCGUUCCACAAACUAGUCCGGUUUAAAUGCUGCAGGGCAUGAACGACGAUCACCAGCCAUAAUAACAUCCCCACCCCACCCCUCUCCCUCAGCACCCAUCUCUGAUCAUCUGUAUAAUGCCAGAAUUGAAUCCACUCCACACACACACACACACACACACACACAAAUCCGUCACUCCCCAGGUUCUCCCUGAGGGCGGCAUACCAGAUAGUUUAUGAUAAUGUGGCUGCAGAAUGGGCUUCAGGGCUGUGGGGAUGUAUUGACCUGCCAUCCAGUCUGCAUUUCAUGUGCUUAUGAACCGGUGGAUUAUUGUGAGGAGUCUGAGGAGAAGCGUCAGCGGAUGUGAUGAGGUGGGAGCUGUGUAUAGUGUGAUCAUAGAGACUUGGAGAAAGCCCAUAGCCCCAGAUGCAGGGGCCCCGCCUGUACGUGCUGCACUGGACUGCAGCCUACAGACUCACUUUGCCAUAUGAGUUUGACAGUCAACGUCAGUUGGCUUGUAAGCACAAACAAGCUUAGAACUAAGCUACCAUGAGCCCCGCGGGCAAAAAAUAAGAUUUGUGUUUCAUUUUCCUGAGUCAAUAAGGGGAAAUACUGGUGCCUACAACACGUUUAGUUCAGUUCCUCAGAUGUGCCUGGCCCAGACGGAGAGAAAAGCAUGAUUUGAGUUUGGGGAAAAGACAAAUUUGGGUGAUUCUCGUGGCCAGUGUGUGUAUUUCCUUUUUCCUUUUCUUGCUGUGACUGAUGUUCACUUUAAACAAAGGCUCCAAAAUGAGUGUAAAUGUACGAAUCUGUAUGCAUCGGUGUGAUUUUUACCUUGAUUUCCUUAAGAGUCUGGAUUUCGCUCAGUCCAGUGGGUAUCACACUGUAACAUAGUGCAAAGUGACCGACUCUGGAGGGAGCGAAGAGCCAAUUCUGUCGACCAGACCUCUUGUUGAAGGUGCAUUCUUAACUGUUGAUAUUAGCUUCGAUGUUCCAUUUCAUGUCAGGCUUAACAAGCCCGACUACAAAUCGAAUCACACAGGGUUGACAAUGACCAGGAGGGUGUCUCUGUAUGGAGGACCAAAACUGCCAAAAUGAGAAAUAAAUAAAAGACAUUUGGGCUA
This is a messenger RNA of Acanthopagrus latus (yellowfin seabream), 2623 nucleotides long. Its product is annotated as 5-hydroxytryptamine receptor 1B-like. The transcript has a single exon. Gene Ontology annotation, biological process: adenylate cyclase-activating adrenergic receptor signaling pathway; regulation of behavior; vasoconstriction. Gene Ontology annotation, molecular function: G protein-coupled serotonin receptor activity. The coding region runs from base 375 to 1562 and encodes 395 amino acids. Gene Ontology annotation, cellular component: plasma membrane. The record is from RefSeq and is a predicted model, not a curated record. NCBI's taxonomy places the organism in Eukaryota, Metazoa, Chordata, Actinopteri, Spariformes, Sparidae.